Cadophora gregata is the source of this 3606-nucleotide messenger RNA. RefSeq lists its product as uncharacterized. Bases 1 to 3606 code for a protein of 1201 amino acids. Lineage: Eukaryota; Fungi; Ascomycota; Leotiomycetes; Helotiales; Ploettnerulaceae. The record is from RefSeq and is a predicted model, not a curated record. The transcript is spliced from 4 exons.
AUGCGAUGGCGCCUCAAGUAUAUACCUGUGGCCCUGAACGAUCUCAGUGGGACGAACGCUCGACCUCCCGAUGAUUUAUGGGGGAAAGCACUCCAAGGACUCAAGACGGCAGACCAGAUUACUAUUCGGGAGACAACUACUUCUACAGAUCGACUCGCAGUCCUGCAAGAUGUGCUUGCACUGGCACAAGGAUCAGAGCGUACUUCCCAGGAAAAGCAAUGGAUAUGGAAGAAUCGAAAGGGAGAGGUCAUCGUUGUUCGUGACCUUUUUGCGAAGAUGAUCACUUGGAUUGAGAAGUUCAAGGGUAUUGGUGACACGAUUGUACGGUACGAUCCUGGACAUGCUACUCUGCCAUGGGCCGUAACACGUCUGUUACUUCAAGCAGUUGUCAAUGAUGUACAAACAAAUGGAGCUAUGCUUGAUGGACUUGAGCUGGUCUUCAAUCUCAUUGCCAAGUCUGAAGUCAUCGAACGGCUUUAUCUGCGGAGAACGUCUCCGCUUCAGGUACCACUGAAUAAAUACAUUGUCGCACUUUACACUUCUAUUCUCGAAUUUCUCCUCGAGUCUCAUCGAUAUUUUGGCCAAAGGACAAUCAAGAAAAUCGCGAAAAGCAUUUUCCAGCUUGAAGAAUUUUCUGCCAACUACAUAUCGAAGAUCGAGCGGAACAUGGCUGAAGUCGAAGGAUAUGUUCGACUUCUGUCUGGUGAAAUUGUGAGCCACGCAAAUGCUACGUUGACAGAUAUAUCACAGCGGAUGACAAAGCUGGACAUGCAAUCUGAAAAGCUCGACAGUGUAGACACACGUCUUGUCAACAUCCAAGAUUCACUACAAGCCGACAUAAGAACUCUAAAGCAGACUUUGAAAGAUCUGAACGAGCCAACGAAUCGACUCGCGCGCCAAAUUCGAACACUGGACGAUAACUUGAAGGAAGAGGAGCUUUUGAGAAUCUUCGAGUGGCUUUCAACAGUCGAAUAUCGAAGCCACCAUCGUGGCAUAGCCAAAAGUCUCCUUCCAGGCUCUGGCAAGUGGCUUUUGGAGAAACGGGAAUUCAGUGACUGGAUGAGCAGAAGCACUUCGUCCAUUUUGUGGCUGCAUGGUAUACCUGGCUCUGAAAAGAGCAUGCUAAUUGCGCAUGUCAUUGAGUAUCUGCAGAGUCGAAGUACCGAAGACGGCGGAUUAGCAUACUUCUACUGUGCUCGUAGCGCAAACGAGCCCGAGAGGGCGGAUCCGGUUGAAAUGCUGAGAUGCCUUGUGGAGCAGAUGUCUUGCUUGAGUGAGGACGAACCAGUUCAAAUGCCAGUUGUCAAAGCCUACAAAGACAGAAAGAAAGCAGCCCGAGGUCGGAGACCAGAGAAGUUAGGCAUGGACGAGUGUGUCGAAGUGAUGUUGGAGCUAUUACAGCUGAAUCCUGUCACUUUCAUCAUUGAUGGCUUAGACGAAUGCGAUCCAACACAACGACAAGACCUACUUGAUGCAUUUCAAAAGAUCAUCACAGAUUCUGGCAAUAUUGUAAAGAUUUUUGUCAGUAGCCGGGAUGACCAUGACAUUGUUCACCGACUAUCGAAAACACCUAAUCUGUACAUCAGAGCAUCUGAUAACAGGCACGACAUCGAAAGAUUCGUGACAUGUCGUGUUGAGGAAGCAAUCGACAAGGGCAGAAUACUUUGCGGGAAGGUGCCUCAAGAUUUAAGAGAUAUCAUUGUGGAAACUCUGAUUGAAAAGGCUGAAGGGAUGUUUCGUCUAGUCAGCCUACACGUUCAGAGCCUGUGUGAUCCGAGUCGAAUCAAGACUCGAUCGAAUGUUCUGGACACACUUGACCGACUUCCUUUGGAUUUGAAGAGAUCCUAUGACGCUAUCUUUGGUCAGAUCACAACAUCCCAAUACCCAAAUCCUGACAUAGCAACCCGGGUGUUCAAAUGGCUUCUUUUUUCCCAGGAGAAGCUCUCAGCGGAUAUUUUUGUUAUUGCCAUUCGAUCCGAUCUAGACGACCAAGACGCCCCUGAGCACGUGGAUAUCCUUAGCAUCUGCUGCAAUCUGGUCAUCCAUGACGACGAAACUAAUACUUUUCGAUUUGCACACUUGUCUGUCCUUGAGUACCUGGAGCAUCUUGAGGAUUUUUCAAAACCAAGCGCCAAUGCCUUGCUCGCCGAGCGAUGUCUGAGCUGGAUCAUAAAAAAUGGUGAAAUAUUGGAGCAGGAACGGAUUGAAUACUUGCAGAUAUACAGAGAUCCUGAACUGAUCUCACCGAAGCUGUAUGUCUUCACAGGUGCCAGCGUAAGCGCGACUCGGAGAUUUUCUGAGCACGCCGAUAUCUACUGGCCGCAAUAUGCGCGAUUUGCUGGUCCUUUCAGAAACCAAGGGCGUCUAAGAAUACUGCUUGAGACAUUGUUACUCUUGUCCACAGGAUGUCCCUUCAACAAUUCCGGACAUUUCUGCCGAUGGAUCGAUCGUCUCGACUACCGACCGCUCUACUUUGAGCAAAACCUCAUUGUAUCCAACCCUCGCAACCCACUAUUUGUGGCCACUGCAUUCAGCUUGAUUGAAGUCGUGGAAGCUCUUAUCUUUAAUAACCCAACCGCCCGUCAAGCCCAGAACUUAUCGAACUUAAAUUGUGCCCAAACUGCCGCCAAAUUUGACCAAUCGGAAUCUGUUCGUAUUAUUCUUGAAGAGAGUAGAAGACUCCUGUUACCAGUAGAUUACAUCAAGUCUGCGUUGCAGGUGGCAGCACAAUGGGGUUGCGCUACAACCUUACGAACAAUCUUAUGGAUGGUAGGGCCUGGCUUUGUAUCUCCCGAAGACUUUCAAUGUUUUGCCAGAGGCGCAUUCGGCAUUGCACAAUCAACAAGAUACGAAAAGGUUUGCGAUUUAUUUUUCAAAAACAACAACCAGCUUCGAGUCGACGAGCAACUAUGGGCAUCGGCAUUUGAAAAUGAGCAGUUUGGGCCUAUAAUAUGCCAUGCAUUGCUCAAAUUUGCAGGCGAGAUCAAUCUUACAAAUGGCCUUAUCAGAGCAGCUAGGAACAACCACUCUCACGGAUCUGAACUUCUGCAGAUAAUUCUAUUAGCGAAGAAUAAGGUCAAUUUGCACUUUGAUAUCCACAAAACAAUUGCGGAAUGUCGCGACGAGAUUUGGAUUCCUCAGCUUCUUAAACGAUGGGAGAGAAACGUUCGAGAUGAAACCAUUCCAGGUGUCCCAACAGAUCCACAGGCAGUAAAAUUAGCGUGGAACCCUGACAGCAUGAUCAUUCUGGAAAAGGCUAUGGCGGCAGAUAUUGACACAAAUGGUCUCCUGCUGGACAUUGUUCUCAGCCAAGACAAGAGCAGAUUUGAACUGAAAUGGGACCACCUAGUUGCGUUGAGGAAGAUGGAGAAGGCCGCAAAUUGUCUGCUGCUCCUACUAGACAAAAAUCCAGAUAUGGAUGAUGCCGCUAUAAACAUGAUCUUAUCUCAGUGGGAUGAAAAGAUUGUAGCAGCCUUGCUGGAAUUUCGCCAAGUGUAUAUCAUGGACGAGGUUAUCAAAACGGUAGCUGGAAACUUGAGAUCGGGUGCCAAAAUCAUGGAGUUGCUCCUGCAAGAAGAGGCGGAAAUGCUGGAUUUAAUGGAAUGA